GACAUUCCGGUGUACACUCAGGAUGAYCACAAUAGACUGGCUAAGCCCGAUGCUGUCAGUUCGGACGAAGAGGAUUCGGAGUUAUAUCAGCAAAUGGGCGCGUGUGGUUUCUCGGGGACCAGGCGUCGGCGAAGCUCGUGUUCGUUGACCGACGAGCGCGAGUAUACCAUGGAGUCCAACGACGAUUUUAUCUACCAAGGCAAACACAAGGCUGAACUGUCGAACCACAAUGGCGAGCUAUACGUCUCGCUCUCGGAAGCUGUGCCUAGUAACAUUUUAKAAACUGUAACAUUUGAGGCGCCCAGAAGCGUGGUGGACGCGCUGGUUCGAAAGCGCGCCGRUGCCGUGGAAAAGGCCCGAAAUGACUUGAAACUCAUUAUGGAGCACCCCGAAGCACAGAAAGUUAUAGCCGAGGCUACAGCUGAGGCGCACGAGCAAGUUUCGAGCGAACUACACAAAGAAACCAAGACUCUGGCGCGAGCGUACGCUCGCGCCGCAGCGCCCCAGCACGGUCCGUCUCAAGAGGCUGUCAAGUUUUGGGUCACGGGAGCUCGUGCAUACAGUAUGGUCAUGAGUAUGCACAUGCUGGCGUCAUCAGAUGACCCGAUUGUUCAAACAUUCGCCUCAAUCGACCUGUUGAAUGGCGCCAACAGUAUGUUAGCCGCAAAGUUGAUGAAGCACGCCAAAACGGCAGAGUUGGGUCAAAAACUCGCCUUGCUUUUGGACAAUCCUGUGAUGCACAUGGCUGGGGUCGUGGCGAGCGUGUUCUUCUUCGUGCAGAGCGUACGCGAUGUGACCAACGGACAUCAUAGCUUCCAGAAUUACUACUGGCUCGCCCGUUCGUCAAUGCAACUGGUGGAACUGGUAUUCGAGUCGCUCAGCGCGGCUAGCAUGCCCAUGAUGGCCCUGGACGCUUUGGUGGUUACGGUUACGCAACUCAACUACGCCGUACACACGGUCCACUCCGUCACGAACGGACUGCCUCUCGAUACAUCGGAGAUCGUGAUGUUGGGCGCCGCUGUUUUUUUGGGUCGCAAUCGGCAGCGCAGCGGUGGCGAACGUGAAAGCGGUCAGCGUCGAAAGCGUCAAGGUGUGACGUUUACCGAUGCUGUGCUCCAGAAAAAGUUAUACCUAGAAACGGGCCCGGAGUCGAAAGUCUCGUGCAAGCCGGGCAGCGAAUACAGCGUAUUCGAAUUGGGUAAAGGCUCGACGCUCCACAUAAAGACAAUCAGUGUGUUCACGAUCCUCGACAGCGCACUCGCAACGGACAUUUCGGUCACGGUGGCGGACAACGUGGAUGCCGGCGACGUUACGCUGAUAGUGAGGUCUCACGAUCCGCUUCAAGCGACACCCGCCACGGUGGAUGCGGUUUGCUCUCCGGCCACAAGCGGGCUUUCUGUAUUCACCCGCAUUAGGUAUUCGGGGCGCGCAGCGCUGGCACUGUACCCCGACAACGUGGCCAUCGGCUGCCUGCGUGAGAACCGGAGAUGCGGCAGCGCCCUUCAGGAGCGGACACGUGCAAUUACCGGUAUCCGACAACCUUCGAAACGCAGACGAACUCGUGACCACAAAUGCACCGCUUGUGGCUGCAGGACUUGA
Molecule: messenger RNA, 1599 nt
Organism: Austrofundulus limnaeus
Lineage: Eukaryota; Metazoa; Chordata; Actinopteri; Cyprinodontiformes; Rivulidae
Source: RefSeq, a predicted model, not a curated record